AUGCCAGCGGCAUCUCUGUUCAUAUCGUUUGACGUUUCGUCAGCAGAACUGUUUGAGUUGACAAGUGGUGGUGUAAAAUUCAAGCUUCUGUCGCUGCGGUCGUCCCCGAACCUCAUGCUGGACAGCAACCGGAAGACCGUCGUGGUGCCGACAGGAGGAAGGGUUUCCACGACACCGGCCAUCAGAUCCUCUCCGUCCGGGAAAACUCCGGCCCGAUCGCUAACCGUCAUCGAUGGUGAACGCACUCCUCCGGCAAGUGCCCGCACAUCUUUGCUCAUUCCACGGCCAGUGUCCCAGAAAAAGCCAACCAAAAGGCACUCCCGGAUUGCUCCACCUCCCACAAAGACAUCCUCCGAGACGAGCGUCAAGGUGAAGCCAUCGAUUUUGACCAGUAUUCUGGAGGAUGAAGAAGUGAGAUGUGAGGAAUCUGAUCCUCCUCCACCGCCGGUAGAGGGCGCCGAAAGGAACGAGCAAGCAGACGAUGAUCGAGAAGACGAUCAGGAAGAUUUGGAUCGUACCUUGCAACAGGAUCACAUCGCUAAUGAGAUUAAUGAGUUGAACAACGUCAACCCUCCAGCAGGGGUCUCUACCAUGUCGAGGUCAUUGGAGACGGUCAUCGAGGAUGCGCGGUGUACGGUCAUCUGCAAACAAAAGUUUAUGGCCGCUCCAGUCCCAGCAAAGCCCAUCACUUCCGAAGUAUCCAUACCAGUCUGGGUGAACUACUGUUCCCUGUUCCUGGUGGUGCUGAUGUUUCUGCUCGUGGCUUUUUUGACGGCCUGUACGAUUAUUGUCAACUACGAUCACUUGAUGGCGUUUUGGGAUCCGAGCCACGCAGUUCAACCGCCCGAGGUCCAGCCGGAAGAACUAACCGGAUUUGACCUGCUGCAGCGGUGGCUUGGGGAGCUGUGGCAAAAUAUUGUAAAUUUGGUUUCUACUGGGAAGCGGUUCAGGAAAUAAUUUGUUUAAUUCUAGAAAAGAGUCGUCAAUAAAUGUAACGUUUUGUUGUGUUGAA
This is a messenger RNA of Culex pipiens pallens (northern house mosquito), 1012 nucleotides long. RefSeq lists its product as uncharacterized. The record is from RefSeq and is a predicted model, not a curated record. The transcript has 3 exons. The coding region runs from base 1 to 957 and encodes 318 amino acids. NCBI's taxonomy places the organism in Eukaryota, Metazoa, Arthropoda, Insecta, Diptera, Culicidae.